ACACCCUCCGUGCUUCUCACAGAGUCAGUGCAUACGUCUUCUUCACCAAAUCAAAAACGCAGAGUGUGUGACGGUUACUGAAUUCUGAGAAUGGCGUCGUCGUCGUCGUCUCCAUCUAAUUCACCUCAUUCACGUAUCUCGUCCAGCUCUUCCUCAUUUUCGCAGUCGAAUUUCUCCCACCUACCUGUGAUGUCUCUCAGGAAGAAGAUCGUCGAGAAGAUUCAAGAAAAUCGCGUCACGCUCAUCGUCGGCGAGACCGGCUGCGGAAAAAGUUCACAAGUUCCACAGUUUCUUCUGGAAGAAAACAUGUCACCCAUUCUGUGCACACAGCCUAGGAGAUUUGCUGUCGUUGCUGUUGCGAAAAUGGUUGCAAAAGCUCGAAAUUGUGAAUUGGGAGAAGAAGUUGGAUAUCAUAUUGGACAUUCAAGGCACUUCUCAGCAGGUUCAAAGAUUGUUUUUAAAACUGCUGGAGUGUUGUUGGAUGAACUGCGAGAGAAGGGCUUAACUGCACUGAAGUACAAGGCUGUUAUUCUUGAUGAAGUACAUGAAAGAUCAGUGGAGUCUGAUCUCGUCCUUGUUUGUGUGAAGCAGUUUUUGUUAAAGAACAAUGAACUAAGGGUGGUUUUGAUGUCUGCAACUGCUGAUAUUUCUAGAUACAGGGAUUACUUUAGGGAUCUUGGCAGAGGCGAACGAGUUGAAGUACUUGCGAUUCCUAGCUCAAAUCAGAAAAUUGUUUUUCAGCGAAGUGUUUCAUAUAUUGAGCAGGUAGCUCAAUCUCUUGGGAUAAGUUCUGAAUUAAUGCGUUCAACAUAUUCUCGUGAUCUAGAUCCUUCCACAGCCAAUGUUUCCAUUAAGUCUGAAAUGCACCAGCUUAUUCAUGAUCUGGUGUUUCAUAUCCAUGAGAAUGAGCCAGAUAUCGAGAAAAGCAUUCUGGUUUUCCUUCCAACCUACUAUUCAUUGGAGCAACAAUGGCGCCUUCUGAAGCCACUUGAAUCAACUUUUGAAGUUCAUAUCUUACAUCGUAGCAUUGAUACUGAACAAGCUCUCAUGGCUAUGAAGAUUUGUAGGUCACAUCGAAAGGUAAUAUUGGCUACCAAUAUUGCUGAAUCUUCUGUGACAAUACCUAAAUUGGCUUUUGUCAUUGAUUCGUGCCGAUCAUUACAAGUGUAUUGGGACAAGUCCCGGAAAAAGGAAUUUACAAAGCUGGUUUGGGUUUCCAAGUCUCAGGCUGAACAGCGUAGAGGAAGAACUGGUCGAACUUGUGAUGGCCAAGUUUAUAGGUUGGUUACUGGAUCGUUUUUCAACAAGCUUGAGGAUCAUGAGAGUCCAGCUAUUCUUAAAUUAUCAUUGAGGCUGCAAGUUCUUUUGAUGUGCUGUGCUAGAUCUAAGGCUAUCAAUGAUCCCAAUGUUCUGUUGCAAAAAGCUCUAGAUCCACCAGAUCCUCAAGUUGUUGAAGAUGCAUUGAAUUCGCUUGUUCAGAUACAUGCACUGGAAAGGACACCUCCGAGGGGACGUCAUGAACCUACAUUUUAUGGACGAUUACUUGCUAGUUUUCCUUUGUCUAUUGAUACUUCUGUUCUAGUCCUUAAGUUUGGAGACAUUGGUAUGCUACGUGAGGGCAUCCUGCUGGGUGUAAUGAUGGAUACACAGCCUUUACCCAUUAUUCAUCCGUUUGGAGAGGAAGAGUUGUUUUGGAAGUACAUUGGUUGGUAUUAUGGUGAACGAACAAUCUUAACUGGUCGAAAGGAGAUGGAAUUUGUGGCUAACUUUUGUGCUUUUGAGUUUUGGCAGCAUGUUUUCAGGGAUGAGUACCGGCUAGAACAUUUGAAGCACGUUCUGAGGACUAAUAAUGUAUAUCCUGCCACACAACUGAUGCCUAAGCAUGAGGAAGAUUGGUGUUCUUUACAUAAUCUCUCCCGGUCAUCUCUUCAUCAACUGUGGGAAAUUUAUAAUGAUGUGCUAAAUUCAGUACAUCGCUACCGGCCAAAGUUUUUGAGCUCUUUUCAUGGCCCACCACCUUAUUAUGAUCCUUAUGAAUUCAAACACACAUGCCUGUUCAGAAGUCAGCCAAAUAGACAUAUAGAUGUAGUUGCUGGAGAUGAGGAAGGCCUUGAACCAUCAAGUGAAACAAAAAAAUGUGUUACGGUACCAUAUGUCACAUCAAAUCACUUUCACAGUUACGAUGUGGCAAAAGUGUUUGCUGCAAUUAUAAAAGAGAUAAGAGCUCAAUACCAAGAGGAUGCUCAUCGACCUGAAGGUGUUGACGUUGAUAAUUUUCUUGUCAAUAGGGAGGCUUCUACUUGUGUAUAUUUCAUCCGUGGAUCCUGCAAUAGAGGCAGUAAAUGUUCAUUUUCUCACUCAUUUCAAGCUAAGAGACCCCAGUGCAAAUUCUUCUUUUCCUUGCAGGGUUGCCGAAAUGGAGAGUCUUGUUUAUAUUCACAUGAUAUGGAUCGAUCAGCAGUGUCAUUCAGUUCAAACGUCUGCCUGCCAGAAGAUAAUGACGUGAAUGCUGCAUCUCUUCUAAGUCUAUUUCCCAAAUCUACCAACAGAUCAAUUCUUAUAUUGGAUGACACUGAUUUGCAUUUCUCUUCAUGCCUUGCUUCCUGCUAUGAUCCAUCCAAAAUAAUUUCAACUUCACGUUUGGCAGAAACAACCAUAUCGGAAUCAUCACUUGCAGGAGUUAGAAUUUUAUGGGGUCUAUAUCACCCAUACCAAACAAUCAUUUCCAAAGCAGGGCAGACCCUUAUUCCUUGGAAUGAAGUUCAAUGUGUGCUGUGGUAUCCUUGCCUUGAUAGCUAUGGUGAAGAUUUGGAUGGUCAAAAGCAGGCUUUGCGGAACUUUUUUGAGUAUCUAGCCAUUCGAAUUUUGGCUGAUGAUCUGUAUGAGGUGCAAGUUAUCAUAACCAUGAACAAUAUCAGAUUUUCCCAACUUCAGGUAGAAAACUUGGGAAGAGACUGUUUCUUUAUCCUUGAAGAGUCGUUUGCUUUUGACGAAACAAGCUUUGGGGCAUUAUAUGACGCAGCUCCCUCUAAGAAGCCAAUGUUGAUAUCAAGGCCUUUCUCAUAUGUUUUUGGCCUGCAUCCUCCGGCUGCCAAACUUUUCGGUGACUAUGCUGCUACUAUUAAAAAGCAUCUGUAUCAUAUGACGGAGGCUUAUGGUGUAUAAAAUUCAGAAAAACUAAUAAUGGGCUUAUGGUGUAUAAGUUUGAGCUUAUCUGGAGGCUUAGGAAUUCAGUUGUAGGUAAUAUAUAGUUUUAAUUUUAUGUUGAUAGUACAUAUUGUAUGCGUAUAUAAUGCUUUCUUGACACUAACUUCUUGAAAUUCUGUAGUAAAGCUUCC
Molecule: messenger RNA, 3338 nt
Organism: Gastrolobium bilobum
Lineage: Eukaryota; Viridiplantae; Streptophyta; Magnoliopsida; Fabales; Fabaceae
Product: DExH-box ATP-dependent RNA helicase DExH8
Exons: 14
Coding region: 91-3165 (1024 amino acids)
Biological process (GO): maturation of SSU-rRNA from tricistronic rRNA transcript (SSU-rRNA, 5.8S rRNA, LSU-rRNA)
Cellular component (GO): intracellular anatomical structure; nucleolus
Molecular function (GO): RNA binding; metal ion binding; ATP binding
Source: RefSeq, a predicted model, not a curated record